GGCGACGAGUUUGCCAUUGAAGAUCGUAGCAGCAUGGAGGCGAACAACACCAAUUUCUCCUCAAGUACAAUGGGCUCUCAUGAACUUCAGCCAAUGUUCACGGUUCGCGGUCAACCAGACGGCAGCCCGUUUAACUUCGGUCUUGUCGACGGCCAUCUCAACUGGCAUGCCCAGUCGCUGACUGACCGACAGAGACUGCACUCGAGUGCCGAUGACUGCCUCGUCCAGACACCCGUGCUUUCCGCCCAGAUGCCCUUCUUGUCGAUAGUACCACUGUCGCCGAAGCCAUUGCUAAUGGCAACUCCAAUGAUCCAUGACGCCCCUUCAGUCUCUCUGCCGUCACCGCAUAUCUCAUCAGUUGCAGUCCUUCCAAGUCAUCUGCCAACCAAUGGUCACGCGGCGCGUUUGAACAACGGUGCAACGGCGCCACAGGUUGCUGGGGCGCCGGUGUUGCUGGGCGAUCCGCCAAUCGGACGAGCGGCAUUUUGCCGAAACCGUACCACUGUCACUUCAACCAACCGUGAGAUCGGCUCCUCACCUUCAGAGACCGGCGAAGAGACCGACAACCUCCUGCCGACUCGCAGUGCCUGUGCCAGUGGUGGGGUUGGUACUCAGAACCUUGUUGGAGAACAUGGAGAGUCCGGGGGAGUGCUGAGCCGUUUAUGGCGGCUAGCCACGGGCGGCUCGACCUCGAAUGCAACCCAGUCAGGCUUUGAUGGGCAUGCGUCAACUGAUGCCAGAGCCGGAUUGGGUAGUCCACGAAAUAACAUUACUUUGUUGUCCGAGUGCCAAAUCGUCUUCUAA
Molecule: messenger RNA, 804 nt
Organism: Protopolystoma xenopodis
Lineage: Eukaryota; Metazoa; Platyhelminthes; Monogenea; Polystomatidea; Polystomatidae
Source: the annotation of a GenBank genome assembly